Molecule: messenger RNA, 2236 nt
Organism: Panonychus citri (citrus red mite)
Lineage: Eukaryota; Metazoa; Arthropoda; Arachnida; Trombidiformes; Tetranychidae
Product: geranylgeranyl transferase type-2 subunit alpha-like
Exons: 6
Coding region: 148-1977 (609 amino acids)
Biological process (GO): protein geranylgeranylation
Cellular component (GO): cytoplasm; Rab-protein geranylgeranyltransferase complex
Molecular function (GO): Rab geranylgeranyltransferase activity; protein binding
Source: RefSeq, a predicted model, not a curated record
CAUUUCGAGCCAACAGGAGGCAGAAUCGAGAUUCUUGUGAUUUUUGUGAGCAAUUUUGUUGACAUUUGUUGCUAUUUGAGGCUAACGUUUUUUACUUCAACAAUCAAAUUCAACAAUUAUUUCAUCUUUUUAAUUCACUGAUUUACAAUGGAAGGUGUUGUUGGUGAACCUGAAUCAGUGAUGGUCGAUAAUUCUGAAACCAAUUUAGAUUCUUCUUCUGAAAAAUCGGCAGAUGAAAUUGAACAGUUGAGAUUCAAGGAUUAUUUGGAUAGAGCUUUUGAAAAGAGAAAAAAUUGUUUAUUUGAUUUGGAGGCUUACAUGUUAACCAGUUUCAUUAUUGACAAUAAUUCUGAUUUCCAUGUGAUGUGGAAUUUUCGUCGAGAAAUUUUACUGCACUGGAAAACCCAUGGAGUCGCUAACGAUGUGACUAAAAUCCGAUGUCGUGAUUAUUUUGAAGGUUUCAGUGAUCAUGAACUUUUCUCAAUUCUGGACUCAGUUCAAUCUAAUCUAAUGGGAAAAUCGGAGACAAUUGAUUUUGAUAAAAUUUUCAUCGAUGAACUUUCAUUUACCACAAAAUGUUUAACCCGACAUCUUAAAUCUUAUGCUACUUGGCAUCAUAGGACUACUAUUAUCAAAUGGAUGAAAAAACCACCCCUUGAAUCAGAAUUAAAUGCUUGUGCUGACUUUUUCUCCCUUGAUCCGAGAAAUUUUCACUGUUGGAAUUAUCGUAAAUUCAUCUGUGAAUUAUUAUAUGGUCCGGAUGCAGGAAUCACCAAUCAAUUGAAUUUCAUCAAAAGCAUGAUUAAGAAAAAUCCAGAUAACUUUUCCGCCUUCCAUUACCAAAGUGUUUUGUUCAAUCACUUGAAAGAAAAGGGAUCAUUUAUGGCUGGAGAUGGUUCGAGUUUAGAUAAUCAGAAUGUUUGGAACGAUGAAUUUAAUUCAAUCAAAUCAAGUCUAUUAAAUAUCUCAUCACUUCAAGGACUUUGGCUUUACUUUUGGUGGCUUUGUUUGAUGAGAUUCGAUAUACAAAAAUCAGAGUCUUCCAAAUUAUCCGAUCCAAUUGUUCAUCGUAUCAUCUUGGAUAAUGAUGCCCGCAUCCUUUUCUAUCAAUUUAAUUAUUGUCUUCGUCAGCAUCCAUUUAAUGAGAUAACUUUGAUUGAAAGAAAUGGUGAUAAAUCUACUCACACAAUUAACGAAUGGCUGUCAAUUGGUCAACUUCCAUCAGAUAUUUUGUAUCACAAGAUUGACGAGAAAGUUAAUUGUGAAAAUAUUGACGAGAUAACGUUCAACUAUCUAGGAGAAACUCAUCUCAUCAAAUUGCCUCCAUUAAAUCAAUCAAAUUUAUCAUUUUCUACAAUCAAUGAGCUUCCUAAAAGUAGAUUUGAUUUGAUUCGACAAACACAGUCAAUCGAUUGGUUCAAUGAUAUUAGUGAAAAUUCAAAAGAUUCACAAGUUAUCAUGGAAUCAAAUAGAUAUUUUACUCUUACCAAGGCCUUACUUUUAGGUGGAUCUUGCAAAGAAUCAAUUGCAAUUGAUCCUCUUCGUCGUAAUUUUUACAAUGAUUUACAAUCACGUCAUACAAUCGAGAAUAAAUUACGUGAAAAUCAAUUGGAAUCACAAUUAAAUCUCCAAAAUCUAUCACUUACUUGUAUUCAUCCAACUUCCAAACUUACGCAUUUACGAUCAUUGGACUUGAGCAACAAUCAAUUAACUCGUAUCAAUGGUUGUUUUAAUUCACUCAUAGCAUUACAAUCUUUAAUUUUAGACAACAAUUAUAUUCCAUCAAUUGAUCAAUCAUUCAAAUUGGUUUCAUUAAAAAAGUUAUCACUAAAAAAGAACCGUCUCACCGAAAAAUCAUCUAUCAAAGCUUGCAAUAACUGUGAACAAUUAACUCAAAUCAUCAUAUCCGAUAAUGUGAUUGCCAAUUUAGAUCCAACAGAAUUGCUUCUUGAACCUUACAUUACAAUUGAAAGUUAAAUCCAUUUUUAAUUGUCUCUUCAAAUCAAGGGAAUCAAUAUUUACACAAAUUAACGCACUUAUAUUUCUUCAUCAAUUUACUUUUGACGAUUUUGUGAAAAUUAAUUCUCAUUCCAAUUAAUUAAUCGCACUGCACUUUACCUAUUAAGAGAAUGUCACUUAAAAAUAUUGAACUAAAAAACACUCAUAUUACAUUUCCACACAAUUUUAUUAUCCAAUCAAAGUCUUCGAGAAAAAUAAAAAAUUUCUAACGAGACAA